This is a messenger RNA of Pecten maximus, 5571 nucleotides long. RefSeq names its product staphylococcal nuclease domain-containing protein 1-like. Gene Ontology annotation, molecular function: RNA binding; nuclease activity. The transcript has 21 exons. NCBI's taxonomy places the organism in Eukaryota, Metazoa, Mollusca, Bivalvia, Pectinida, Pectinidae. Bases 214 to 2919 code for a protein of 901 amino acids. Gene Ontology annotation, cellular component: nucleus; RISC complex; cytosol. The record is from RefSeq and is a predicted model, not a curated record. Gene Ontology annotation, biological process: regulatory ncRNA-mediated gene silencing; mRNA catabolic process.
AUUCAUUGAAAAACAACGCUGUACGUCAAAACAUUAAGUUUAACUUCGCCGUUAUAUGUAAUAUAUAAAAAUUGUAAUACUUGUUUGAUUUUAGGACUUUAAACAACCGAACAAUAGAGAAAUAUCAAUAAUAUAUAUUGGCCGAAUUUGAUCACGUGACACCUCCACACUUCCUUUUUCUAACGUCGACGCACGGACACACGAGUUGACAACAUGACUGCACCAUCACCAGCUGUUCAGAAGGGAAUAGUGAAACAGAUCCUCUCUGGGGAUGCUGUUGUUAUCCGAGGACAACCCCGUGGGGGGCCACCCCCAGAGAAGACCAUCUGCUUCUCCAACAUCACAGCUCCAAGGAUGGCUCGACGACCAAACCCAAACAUGGAGGGCUCACAAGAAACUAAGGAUGAGCCUUUUGCAUGGGAGGCAAGAGAAUUCCUGAGGAAAAAGUUGAUCAACAAGGAAGUUGUUUUCACUGUAGAGUACAAAGUUCCAGGGACAGGACGAGAGUAUGGAUGUGUAUACCUGGGAAAAGACAUGAAUGGUGAAAACAUGACAGAACAGUUGGUUUCUGAGGGACUUGUGGAAGUGAGGAGAGGUGGAGUCCGGGCUGAUGAUGCCAGCCAGAGUGCUUUGAUCCAGCUGGAAGACGGAGCCAAAUCAGCAGGCAAAGGCAAAUGGGCAACAGAGGGCAUUAAACCAAACAGUGUCAGGGACGUAACAUGGGUUGUAGAGAACCCUCGUAACUUUGUGGACUCGCACCAUAAUGAACCCAUAGAUGCUGUUAUUGAGCAUGUACGAGACGGCUGUACAGUACGGGCAUUCCUUCUACCCUCAUUUGAUUAUGUAACAGUUAUGCUGUCUGGAAUCAAAUGUCCAAUGUUUAAACAAGAUGAAGAAGGCAAACAAAUGGCAGAACCUUUCGCCACUGAGGCAAAAUACUUCACUGAAGUUAGAUUGUUACAACGGGACGUCAAGAUCAUCUUGGAGGGAGUUUCAAAUCAGAAUUUAUUGGGCACAGUUAUACACCCGAAUGGGAACAUUGCUGAGUUGUUGCUGAAAGAAGGGUUCGCACGGUGUGUAGACUGGAGCAUGGGUGUAGUGACACAAGGAGCUGAAAAACUCAGGGCAGCUGAAAAAUUGGCCAAAGAGAAGAAAUUGCGAAUGUGGAAAGACUACAAGGCACAGGAGCAAAGUGUAGACCUCAAAGACCAGAGUUUCUCCGGCAAGGUUGUAGAAGUCGUAAAUGGCGAUGCAUUAAAUGUUAAAACAGGUGACACUAUUAAAAAAGUUUUCCUGGCCAGUAUUCGACCACCAAGACAAUCACUUGAGCAGAAUGAAAAUGCGCCUCCAGCCCCCAAGGAAGCUAACAAGAGGCCACGUCCCCUAUAUGAUAUACCAUACAUGUUUGAAGCUAGAGAAUUCCUCAGGAAAAAACUUAUUGGAAAGAAGGUGAAUGUACAAGUUGACUACAUACAGCCUCCAAAUCAGGGCUUCCCAGAGAAAAUGUGUGCAACAAUCACAACAGGAGGAGUAAAUGUUGGAGAAGCAUUAGUUGGUAAAGGCUUGGCUACAGUAAUAAGAUAUCGCCAGGACGACGACCAGCGCUCUUCUCACUAUGACGAGUUACUGGCAGCCGAAGCCAGGGCCCUCAAAAAGGGAAUGGGCUUGCAUUCCAAAAAGGAGCCACCAAUUCACAGAGUUGCUGAUGUAUCAGGGGACAUCACAAAGGCCAAGCAGUUUCUGCCCUUCCUUCAGAGGGCUGGCAGAUCUGAAGCCAUUGUAGAGUUUGUAGCCAGUGGCUCCCGACUUCGUCUCUUCAUUCCACGAGAAACCUGCCUCAUUACAUUCCUCGUGUCAGGUAUCUCCUGUCCCAGAGGUACACGUACCAUGCCUGGUGGCGUGGUUACUCCAGCAGAGCCCUUCGGUGAUGAAGCAAUGCUUUUCACCAAGGAGAUGUGUCUACAGCGUGAGGUCGAAGUUCAGGUGGAGGCCAUGGACAAGGGAGGUAAUUUCAUCGGCUGGCUAUUUGUGGAGAAUGUGAACUUAUCUGUUGGACUGGUGGAGGAAGGACUGUCCAAAGUCCAUUUCACUGCUGAGCGUAGCAACUACUACAAAGCUCUCUGUGUUGCACAAGACCAGGCCAAGUCAAAGAAACUCAAUGUAUGGGCUACAUAUGAAGAGCCUACAGAGAAGGAGGAGGUAAUCGAGGACACAUCAGACAGAAAAGUAAAUUACAAACAGGUGGUUGUCACAGAAGUGUCUCCGGAUGAACUGAAAUUCUACGCUCAAUAUGUAGACAAUGGCCCCCAGUUGGAGAAGCUGAUGGAACAGUUACGACAAGACAUGGAGUCUAACCCACCCCUGGCAGGAUCCUACACACCAAAGAAGGGCGAUGUUUGUGCCGCACAGUUCUCUGUAGACGAGUCAUGGUACCGAGCCAAAGUGGAGAAAAUUGAAAGAUCUCAAGUGACAGUACUUUUCAUCGACUAUGGAAAUAGAGAAAAGACAGAUGCCUCAAGGUUAGCAAAGUUGCCUGCCACAUAUCAGACACUUGCAUCCCAAGCCCAGGAGUUUGCCAUGGCUUGCGUUACACUACCUCCAGAUGAGGACUCAAAAGCUGAUGCCCUUGAUGCGUUCUACAACGAGAUUAUAAACAAGGAACUGAUGAUGAACGUUGAGUAUAGAGUGCCAGGUCUGGAGUAUGUGACUCUCGUCUUCUCUGACAACAAGGACGACAUUGCACAGGGUCUUAUAUCAGCAGGCUGGAUCCUUGCUGAAAAGAGGCGUGAGAAACGACUAGCCAAGAUAGUAACAGACUACCAGAAAGCUCAGGAAAAGGCCAAGAUUGCUCGGGUAAAUCUAUGGAGGUACGGUGAUUUUACUGAAGAUGACGCCAAGGAGUUCGGCUACAAGAAGUAGAAAAAUACUUCGGAUCUGCAGCUGGCCUUACACCCAAUUCAUAAGUAAUGAUAUUUCUGAAUGGCUGUAAGACUUGGCAACCGUUUCUGUUAACACAAGUGAAAUUUAGAAAUAUUUUUAAACAUACACAAGUGGAAUCUAGAACUUCAUGAACAAAACAGUACAGAGGAGACUUUUCUUGGACUCCUGUCCUGGAAAUAACAUGUCAUAAAAUUGCCUGUCGCAAUGAUAUGAGGGUCGAGAUAUGUUCCUUGUGCUUAGUUGUUUCAGUUUACCGGGCGACAAUCUCAGUAGACAGUUGCCUUUGAUGGAGGUGUACUUUUUACUGUAGGUGAGCUAGGCAUGCAGAGCAGUGCAUUUAUUAUCGAGAAUUUUUUCCUCUGUCACUGUUUUCGUUGUGAUAUUACUAAAACUGAUAUGCAUCAACACAAGUGGAAUCUAGCGAAAUUUAUUUAAUUCAAUUUUACAAAACAAGAAAAAUGCAAAUAUUUCAAGAAAUAGAACAUGAGGAAUCUUACUAUUUUGUAUGUAUUUUUAAUUUGUACUGUAUCAUUCUGGAUAUUUGACCAUGUUGGUUGUUACACGCAUUGAAUGUUGCCCAGCGACCCGAGGUCAGAGCAUGAUUGUAUUUCGGAGUGAAAGGAGUGUUGGAGUCAGUGCCAUUGUUUAGCUGGCGUGCUUGGUGCUGAGACAUUUGAUAAGUGUUGAUGGCGAUAUCAACAAGCAGAUCAAGUGCAUUUCUAUUGUAUUAUUUUUUCAACAAGUGUGCAUUUAUUUCAAAUGUGUUUUAUCACCGACAGCUAUCUCCUGGAUGGACAGAAAUAGCUAGAAAUAUGUUAAGUCUGUAGCAUGGAAAGCAUGAACCAACUACACUGUCUCUAAGUUACAGUAUUGCAUUGGCUGGUUGCUUGAUGUGUAAUGAAAUUUAAAAAAAUACUUGACAGGCCAUGCCCGGAGAUAUUUUUGUAAACCACUGCAGCAGUUCCUCUACAAAGGGUGGGCUGGUGGAGGACUAACCCAGAAACAUUAUCUGUGUCUUUACAGUAACACAAGUAUUUUUAUAUACAGAUUAUUCACUAAAAUGCAUUGAUCUUGUGUUAUAUUUUAAUCAGACAAUGGCCUAAUUUGAGGUUACCUUUUAUGAUGUCUCUGUAUCCUAGGUACACGCAUGUAUAUUUGGUAAUGUAGAUGGGUGUAUUAUAUAUGUGCGAGUUUACCCGAGCUAGGUACAGUAAUGUGUAGCGUAUACCUGGCCGAGUGUGUCCUAUGCUGCAUGGAGUGUGGUAGGGGCUUCGUCGUCUGUGCAUAUGGAGUAAGAUAUUUAAGCUGAUUGGGGAUGGGGAAAGUAUUGUUCAUUUGCCUCUACACAUAAACACCUUCAUAUGUCACUGUGUCAUUGACUAGGUCAUCUCAUGGUUUUAGGGACAAAAUUAUUUAUCUCGCACAUAUCUUUCCUGUUAUGUACAUCUUGUAGCCGAAGCUUAUUAACUCUCAAUGUUGAAGAACCUCGCAGAAAAAAGACAACUUAUCGACUUGUUUUUAGAUCUGUGUAUAUUUGUUCAGAUUAAAUUAUGUUAGUACUGUGUUCAGUCACUCUAAUGUAUUCCCUGUUGAUGUGUAAUUUUGAUUUUAUUAUUAUUAUUAUUAUUAUUUAUAAGAAAUUAAACACAUAUCUUGUUUUAGUCAUUUUGGUGAAAGAUAUGUUAUUUUUGGAAAUAAUGUUUUUUUGUACAGGUUAACACUGUAAAUGAUACAAAUAUAAGUGCUUCCAGACAAUUAUUCCAGAUUGGACAUGCUCUAUAUAAAUGCAAGUCGUUCUCUGUUUUGUUUCUUGGAGUAAGUGAAUCUGUUACCAAGUACUGAUAAAUGUGGAAUGUGUCAUAAGACAGCAUUGAAGUAUAUCUUCAUCGUGGUAAGAAUGCAGAUGAUAUAUUUAUUAGCUCACCCGGUAAAAAUCAGCGUCUGCUUACUGUGGCGUCUGUCCGUUGUCGUACGUCAAUUAUUUCUUCAAACAACAUUUUCGUAUCCACUGAUUGGAAUUUGACUGAAAGCAUCCCCCCUAGAGGACUGAGCGGAAGGGUCAAAAGGGGUCAAUUUGACUAUUUAAGCAUUAAAUUUCUACCAUUGAAAAGUAACUUUUAUAAUUUUCACAGGAUUGCUGACAGUUUAAUCAUAAUGUGCCAAAAUAAAGUUUCAUUUCUUAAUUUAAACUUUUCUUAUAUUUCCAAUCUGUAACUGGGUUAUUGCAAGUCAAAAUCCAAUUUUGCCCAAUUUGUCAAUACAACUUAAAUGAGAAUGUUUUGUCAUAAUCACUGAAAUAUCCAGGCGUUUGGGUGAUACAGGCCCUUUGGGCCUCUUAUUGGGCACAGUCCUCUAAAUUUUCACGUAGAAAUAAUUUAAUUAACAGUGCUGGUCACUGAUACAGAAACCGUUUCAUAGCCUGCGUUAAUGCAGGUUGUAGAUAUCUAAUAUUUUUAAUAAAUAGUUGUGUUUAUCUGAAACAGCAGCAGAUUAAUUUGCCAAUACAGCACAGUGAUUAAAAUCAAUUGCACCUGCUGCUGAUCAAAUGGCAAUACUUUGUCUUAAGAUUCAUUUAUGGAUCUCUGUAUAAGGCAUGUAAUUGGAGAUGAUAAGUUUUGAAUCCCUGUAUGA